Molecule: messenger RNA, 412 nt
Organism: Suhomyces tanzawaensis NRRL Y-17324
Lineage: Eukaryota; Fungi; Ascomycota; Pichiomycetes; Serinales; Debaryomycetaceae
Exons: 1
Coding region: 105-341 (78 amino acids)
Source: RefSeq, a predicted model, not a curated record
AGUGAAGGAGCGGAUGGGUCAAUAUAUAUGCUUGGAAACUGGCACGGGGCACAGGUGCCAGGUCCAAGGCACAAAAUUGUCAGUUCAAACAUCACAUAACCGUGAUGCAUUGGGGAAGGCCCCAAAGGAGACACGACAUUUCGCAAUAUUUCAAAACACCCACCGUGUUUGUUUACCCCAAUGUGGCCCUGGCAGGAGAAAAAUGGGGACGCGGUGGCCAUUUAGCCUGCAUGGGGCCGCAGGGGUUAGUUUUUAGGCGCGCGCUCGCAACCUGGCGGCGCCCACCAGCAUCCACCCACGUCGUGGGCAGGAAUGCUGGUGUCGUCAAUGUACCUCAUUAAUCAACCGAAUAAGCUAUAGACUAGGGGGACCAUCGUGUCGAGAUUAGGUUUGACAUUCCCACCGACAGGUA